This is a messenger RNA of Rotaria socialis, 576 nucleotides long. NCBI's taxonomy places the organism in Eukaryota, Metazoa, Rotifera, Eurotatoria, Philodinida, Philodinidae. The record is from the annotation of a GenBank genome assembly.
AUGCAUCUUAAUUGGUUACUCAUCACUUGUUUAAUUGUUCUUUUGUCUAUUGGUUUGACAACAAGAACAGUUGAUGCAAGCAAAAAAUCGAAAGAAGAAAAGGAAGAAGAAUCAAGCUCAACGGACACCGAGACAGAUUCGGAUGAUGAUGAUGACGACGACGACGACGAUGAUGAUGAUGAUAAAAAAGUAGUGUUCAUUCCACGUGAAAGAGCUUCGAUUUUCCUCUCGUACAAUGAAUGUAUGCGACGAAUGAACUGUGGUAAACUACGCAAAGAAGAAUGCAGUGAAGAAUGUGCUGAUGGUAAUACUGAAGAAGAAAUGGAAGAAUAUCACGAAAUAUUCGAGCAUAUUGAAGAAUAUCGAUCAGAUUUUAAAAAGAAAUCACCAAAAAAAAUAAAUAAAAAAUCCUCCUCCUCAUCCUCAUCUUCCUCAUCCUCAUCUUCAUCUUCAUCGGAUAGUGAUGAUAGCUCAACAGAUUCAACAACAACCGACAAUGAAAGUGAUCCAAGUAGUGAAGAAGAAGAUGCACCUGAUGAUAAGAAUAAAAAAUCCAAACCAAUAAAGAAAAAUUGA